Apodemus sylvaticus (European woodmouse) is the source of this 1241-nucleotide messenger RNA. RefSeq names its product keratin, type I cuticular Ha4. Bases 1 to 1179 code for a protein of 392 amino acids. The transcript has 7 exons. NCBI's taxonomy places the organism in Eukaryota, Metazoa, Chordata, Mammalia, Rodentia, Muridae. Gene Ontology annotation, molecular function: structural molecule activity. The record is from RefSeq and is a predicted model, not a curated record.
AUGUCCUGUGAGUGUUGCCUGCCCGCCCUGAGCUGCCGCACCAGCUGCUCCUCCAGGCCCUGCGUGCCCCCCAGCUGCCAUGGCUGCACCCUGCCCGGAGCCUGCAACAUCCCCGCCAAUGUGGGCAACUGCAAUUGGUUCUGUGAGGGCUCCUUCAAUGGCAAUGAGAAGGAGACCAUGCAGUUCCUGAAUGACCGCCUGGCCUCCUAUAUGGAGAAGGUGAGGCAGCUGGAGAGAGAGAAUGCAGAGCUGGAAUGCAGGAUCCAGGAGAGGAACCAGCAGCAGGACCCCCUGGUGUGCCCUGCCUACCAGGCCUACUUCAAGACCAUUGAGGAGCUGCAGCAGAAGAUUCUGUGUGCCAAGUCUGAGAACGCCAGGCUGGUGGUGCAGAUUGACAAUGCCAAGCUGGCCUCUGAUGACUUCAGGACCAAGUACCAGACUGAGCUGUCCAUGAGGCAGCUGGUGGAGGCUGACAUCAACAGCCUGCGCAGGAUCCUGGACGAGCUGACCCUCUGCAAGUCUGACCUGGAGGCACAGGUGGAGUCCCUGAGGGAGGAGCUGCUGUGUCUCAAGAAGAACCACGAGGAGGAAGUCAACACCCUGCGCUGCCAGCUUGGAGACCGCCUCAACGUGGAGGUGGACGCUGCUCCCACUGUGGACCUGAACCGUGUGCUCAAUGAGACCAGGUGUCAGUACGAGGCCCUUGUGGAAACCAACCGCCGCGAAGUGGAGGAGUGGUUCACCACACAGACAGAGGAGCUGAACAAGCAGGUGGUGUCCAGCUCAGAGCAGCUGCAGUCCUGCCAGGCCGAGAUCAUCGAGCUGAGGCGCACAGUCAACGCCCUGGAGAUCGAGCUGCAGGCCCAGCACAACCUGAGAAACUCUCUGGAAAACACCCUGACAGAGAGUGAGGCUCGCUACAGCUCCCAGCUGUCCCAGGUGCAGUGCAUGAUCACCAAUGUGGAGUCCCAGCUUGGUGAGAUCCGGGCUGACCUGGAGCGCCAGAACCAGGAGUACCAGGUGCUGCUGGACAUCCGGUCUCGUCUGGAGUGUGAGAUCAACACAUACAGGAGCCUGCUGGAGAAUGAGGACUGCAACCUCCCCUGCAACCCAUGCGCCACCACCAAUGCUAGUGGCGGUUGCUGUGGACCCUGCGGCAGCUCAAAGCGUUGCUGUUAACUGAACUGAUCCCCUUUGAAGAUGUUGAUGAAGCCACUUAGUUCAAAGGCAGGAACAGUCCA